Racocetra persica is the source of this 1327-nucleotide messenger RNA. The record is from the annotation of a GenBank genome assembly. NCBI's taxonomy places the organism in Eukaryota, Fungi, Glomeromycota, Glomeromycetes, Diversisporales, Gigasporaceae.
GAGUUUAAAGAAGGAGUUGAUGAUUGGCUUAAAGAACGAAAACAUGUUGCACAAAAAGAGUUAUUCCUCGCUAUUCUUGAUUUAUCUUUUAGCGUUGGUAAAGUUGUUAUUCAGCCCGGAGGUGUACUCAAUUUUGUUGAUACUGUAAAAAAAGUGUCCAAAUCAGUUCAAGAUAUCAUUGAACAUAUUAAUAUAGAAAACAUUAAAGCGUUAGUCAAGAUAACUAAUGAUGAUGACGUAAAAAAAGAAUUGGAGCAAGCUAAUGAUAUAAAUAACAAAGCCAAUAAAAUCAAAGAAAUUACAAAUAAGCUAAAAAGUGAUCACGAUAUGGCUGUUGAACUAAACAAAUCCGCGAUGGAAAUGAGUAAAAAAUUCGAAGAAUUUAAUAAUAAAAAUAUUUCAGAAAGCUUUGAAACUAAAGAUUCAAAAGGAAUCAUGCUACGUAAAGAGCUGAAAUCAACUAGGGAUAACAUUGAUGAACUGCGUCAAAUCAUAAAAUCGUUCGAGCAAAAUAUUAAAGGUGCAGACGAAUAUUUGAAGUCUUUAAUAGAUUUUAUUAACUUAAUUGAUGCUCACAUUGAAGCAAAAAUCGAAGAAAGCGAAAGGUCUAAAGAACUUUCAGGAAUUGAAUUACAAGUAGAGAUGUGCAAAAAAAUAGAAGAACGACUUGAGCAAAGGAUUCAGUUAGAAAAUGAUUCUCAAGAUGACGAAAUUAAGCUUCUACUAUUCGAACACCUUAUCGAUAUCAAAUAUUGUAUGACAUUAUUCAUGGAAAAGUAUCGUUCCGCUUAUAAAUAUUGGACUCUAUCCGAAUCCAAAUUAGAGCUUUCAGUUAUUAAAGAAUUCAAUGAAUCAGUUAUCAAUAAAAUGUUUGAAGAUCUCGAUAAUGCCUUUAAUGAUAGACCUCAGAUAAAAGAGACUACUUUUGAAUUUAAAGAAACAUAUAUUGAUGAAUUUAAACAAAUUAGUUCGGUAAUAAUUGACAUUCCGUUGGAUUGUGAUGAAUUAAAAAACUACGCUCGCCUAAGGCUUCGUGCAUUUAGGAUAUACUUAAAAGGAGUUGGAUCCAUAAACGAAUCAAUCGGUCUUUAUAUUAGUCAUUCUGAUACAUUUGCUGACAGAGAUAAAAAUAAUAAUAAAUAUUAUUUUAAAUCAGAUCCCAAAAGAGAAGGAUUUGAAUACAAAGUAAAUAAAGAUCAUUCUGCCGAAUGUGAUAUAAGCGAAAAAUACAAAAUAGUUUUCGAUAACAUCUAUUAUAAAUUAGAGCAUAAAGAUUAUUCUUUUGCCCCAACACCAUUUAGUCAAUGGACAAUUAGUCUUUAUAAAG